This is a messenger RNA of Suillus subaureus, 3645 nucleotides long. Its product is annotated as SNF2 family N-terminal domain-containing protein. Gene Ontology annotation, molecular function: histone binding; ATP hydrolysis activity; ATP binding. The transcript has 9 exons. Gene Ontology annotation, cellular component: Swr1 complex. The record is from RefSeq and is a predicted model, not a curated record. Lineage: Eukaryota; Fungi; Basidiomycota; Agaricomycetes; Boletales; Suillaceae. The coding region runs from base 1 to 3645 and encodes 1214 amino acids.
AUGGCUCAGAAGAAGGCUGCACUGUUGGAUAAGAUGGAAAGCUUCCGACAACAGGGUCGGCUCAUUAUUGACAACGCGACCUUCAAUGAGAUGUCCAAAACAAGGGGUGGCGUAGGUUUCCAGGAACCAAAGCAAGGUCGUGACACUUGGGAUGUUGUCUUAGAAGCCGUCACCCAACGCUCCCGACGGGAGCAGGUGAAAGGUCGAGUUAUCGCCGCGCAGAUAUCGACCCGCAUCAAGGCGUAUUGGGAUCAACGGGCACAACGGGAGGACAAGGCAAAAUUGCACGAAGAGAGAAGACUUCGUGCUUUGGCGAAGGCAACCAUCAAGGUGGUCACUAGUGAAUGGAAAAAGGCUGUCUUCCAUAUUCGGGAACAGCAUCGACUACGCGCGGAGGCUGAGGAAAGGCGUCGUGGUCAUGAGCAUCUGGAUGCUAUCCUCGAUCGCUCUGGUCAUAUAUUGGAAACUCAGCAAGCAGAACUCGCCAGAGGCUCGGAAAAUUCAGAGUCUGAAAUGGAUGAGGGAGAUGCGGAUGGUGUGGGGCAGCAAUUUUCGUCGCAAGCGAGUGACCGAGAUACGGAGAAUGCUGAGGAUGAAGAAAGCACUGAGGAUGAAGAAGAAGAGGGGGAGGAGGAUGAGGACGGAACCAGUGCGUCGGCAUUACUGGGGCCAUCAGUCCCUCGGUUUGAAGUUGAUGAUACUUCGAGCGCCACCUCCCAAGCUGGUGCCAAUCUACUGGGUGCUGAGAUGAACGAUGAAGAAGAUCUACCGAUAUCUCGGGAGACCCCUACCGACUCCGACUCCGUUUUGCACGAGCAGACGACCGAAGACUACAGGUCUCCCCAUUUCGAGAGUUUCAACGACGCGCCUUCACCAGCCAGCACUGUUGCUGGUCAUGAAGAGGAACCUAAAUCGAAUGUUGAUGGCAACAAGGGGAUGAAGAUAACAGUCACUGAAUCUACUUCGGACACUUUGGCUUCAGGCGCUGACGACGUUGAUACGGCUCAAGCAACUGAAGUCGAUACUAAAGACGAUUAUGCGGGCUUCCCAGCGGUCGAAACACCAUCUUCUCGCCCCCCAUCCCCUACCUUUGGCAUGGAAGUCGAUGAGUCUGAGUUAUUUGACGAAGCAGAGGACGCCCAUCAACAAGAGGACAACAUACCAGAUUAUCUCAAAUCGUACGCCGUUGCGCCGGUCCAUUGGGAUACUGAAGACAAGGUAAAAGUUCCCGUGUUGUUACGGGGUGUCCUCCGUCCAUACCAGCAGUCCGGUUUGGAAUGGCUUGCAAGCCUCCAUGUCAACAAUUUAAACGGCAUACUUGCUGAUGAAAUGGGAUUGGGGAAAACUAUACAGACAAUAUCGCUUCUUGCUCAUCUAGCUUGUGACCGUGGAAUAUGGGGUCCGCAUCUUAUUAUUGUCCCGACAAGUGUCCUCCUAAACUGGGAAAUGGAAUUCAAGAAGUUUCUGCCUGGGUUCAAAACUCUGAGUUACCACGGAUCGACGAAACGCCGCAAGGAGCUCCGCCAAGGGUGGUACAACAAGCACCACUUUAAUGUCUGCAUAACCUCAUACACGCUCGCCAGUCGCGAUGCUCACAUAUUCAAGCGCAAAGCUUGGUAUUACAUGAUACUGGAUGAAGCACACAUGAUCAAAAAUUUCAAGUCCCAACGAUGGAAUAUUCUCCUAAUGUUCCGCUCCUUUCGGCGUCUUCUCCUGACUGGCACCCCGCUACAAAACAAUCUAACUGAGUUGUGGGCACUUUUACAAUUCCUAAUGUCUGGUACCAACUUCGCCAACCUGAAAGAGUUUGGUGAAUGGUUUUCAAAUCCCUUGGAGAAAGCGAUUGAAAUGGGCACCUUGUUGGAUGACGAAAAUAUGCAACGCGUGACCAAACUCCACACAGUUCUCCGUCCCUAUCUACUCCGCCGUCUCAAACGUGACGUUGAGAAAGAGCUCCCCAGCAAGUACGAGCACCUCGUUCUGUGCCCCUUAUCCAAGCGGCAGCGGUUUCUCUACGACGAGUUCAUGGAUCGUGCGCAUACCAGAGACGCCUUGCAAUCUGGCGUGUACCAGAAGAUUGCAAAUAUUCUCAUGCAGCUCCGCAAAGUCUGUAAUCAUCCAGAUCUUUUUGAAGUCCGUCCAAUCGUGACAUCUUUCGCUAUGACGCGUUCCGUCGCCGCAGGCUUCGAGAUCAAGGAGCUACUAGUUCGGCGAGAGCUCCUUCGGGCGAGUGAUGAAGACAGUAUCAAUCUUGACCUUCUUGGCCUGCGAUUCAUCGAUCAGCAAAACGUACCCCUACUUUCUGUUCUGGAAACGCGGCGCCUUGAUGCGACGCAUCGGCUCCCACUCAUCUCGGAAAUGCCUGAGGAGCCACCACCAAAGGACACUCGUACUAUUCAAGGAUACCGUGCUUACUAUGCAUACCAACAGCAGGUUGCACAAGUAGCUCGCUGGGCACAAAUCGGUUAUCUCAAUAGCCUGCGCUGUACCCGGUUACCGAUCUACAGCCAAGAGCUGUUGACUAUUGCUAAGCAGUGUCAUAAAUCAAUCCUUCCCCUUUCCGCAUUGGAUAUCAGACAUCGCUUCAUGGACACCGCUCUACCUCUUCAUUCGGCGGUCAAGACUUACGCAGACCGGGCUAAAGAGCUACGACCUGUGGUCGAAAGGUUCGCUUUUGUCACUCCAGCUGCAGUUGCUUUGGACCUACCUCGUUUCGCUCUGGCAGGAUGCGAGCACGUUAUAUCUCGUCAGUCAUCUGACUUCGAUAACGGCCUGCAUCACGCGAGCGUCAAGUUGCAGAUAGCGUUCCCAGAUCCAUCACUUCUCCAAUAUGAUUGUGGCAAACUGCAGGAACUUAGUCGCCUUCUCCGACAGAGGAAGUUGGAAGGACACCGUGUUCUCAUCUUCACACAAAUGACAAGGAUUUUGGAUAUCCUGGAAAUUUUCCUCAACUUUCAUGGCUAUCUCUAUCUUCGUCUUGAUGGAGCCACCAAAAUCGAAGACAGGCAAUAUAUCACUGAGCGGUUCAAUGCGGACUCCAGGAUUUUUUGCUUCAUUUCUUCCUCUCGGUCGGGUGGAGUAGGUAUCAAUCUUACUGGAGCAGACACCGUCAUCUUCUAUGAUAGUGACUUCAACCCCCAAAUGGACAAGCAAUGCGAAGAUCGUGCUCAUCGUAUCGGUCAGAUAAGAGACGUCCACAUCUAUCGAUUUAUCUCUGCACAUACAGUUGAAGAAGCCAUGUUGUUGAAAGCUAACCAGAAGCGCUCUUUGGACGAUCUCGUCAUCCAAAAAGGCGAAUUUGACUGGCGAUCUCUGUUUGAUGACCAAGGAGCUCUAUCGAAGGCGCUCGUUGAAUUUGAGGACAAGGAAGAUGUCCAUGCUGCCGCUGUAGCCGCGAGAGAAGAAGAUGUCAUGGAAGGCGCGGAUCAAGCUGACUUUGGUGCUGAGGGAGAAAUUGAUGCUCCCCUAAACGAAGGAAGGUUAUCAAAUAAUGCGGAGGAAGGUCAGCCUACUGGUAAGGAAAUGUUGGAUGUUUCCGAGAUGGACCAAGUUGCAGAGGAAGAGGACGAAGGAGGGGCAGUGUCGGACUACAUGAUUAACUUUGUUCGGAUGGAUUACGACUUCUUCAGAGAUUGGCGGCUAUGA